AUGCCUGGAAGCUAUCCAUCGAGUCCAAAAGAUACUACCGCAUCUGGUGGUUACUCAGCAACGCCAGAAAGCGCAUGGUCGGACAAGUCGCAGCGCGGUACUGACUUUCCACUAGGGUCUGAAGGAAGUAGUGCAAACUCUACUGGAGAGAGUCUCAAUAAUGACAAGGGCCUAAUCGAUCAAUCCACGAAUGGUACCAGCUUGGUUCCUGAGAUACAAGACGCACAACAGGGUCGGGACAAGUCAUCGGACUUUGGAGAAGAUGCAUGGGGAGUCGAGCAAGGGGCAGGGAAGGAUUUUUGA
Messenger RNA from Psilocybe cubensis, 303 nucleotides. RefSeq lists its product as uncharacterized. The record is from RefSeq and is a predicted model, not a curated record. Lineage: Eukaryota; Fungi; Basidiomycota; Agaricomycetes; Agaricales; Agrocybaceae. The coding region runs from base 1 to 303 and encodes 100 amino acids. The transcript has 2 exons.